CCCGAGCCAACGAUUCAAAAUGUUGCAUUUCACAGCGAUCGUUGUUGUGGCGCUGCUGCUGCUGGUUGCUCCACUCACAGAGUGCCUGCCUGGAGCGAUGGAUGAGUCCGCUUUGGUCGACGAUUGCCUCACCACGAACAACAUCAGCCAAGCCGAGUUCCAGGCACGCAUCAACAUGAACAGCUCCGAGGAGGAUCUCGAGAAUUUGGACAGGAAAUACAAGUGCUUUGCCCACUGUUUGGCCACCAAGGCGAACAUUCUGGACAGUGGCGGGCUGGUGGAUGUGGCCAAGAUCGAUGAGAUGGAGCCGCUGAGCGAUGAGCGUCGCCAGGCGCUGGACAACUGCAAGCGGGCGCACGACGAGCAGGCCCAGGCGGAUGGCUGUGAAUAUGCCUUCAGCAUAUUGCUCUGUGUGUCGGAUCAUCUGGAGGGCAGCGAUGAGUCAGGGGUGGAGGGAGAGGCAUAGCCACAGAGCAAUGAAUAAUCAUUUAUAGAACUGGUUUUGAGCAAAA
Messenger RNA from Drosophila subobscura, 512 nucleotides. RefSeq names its product general odorant-binding protein 57c (gene Obp57c). Lineage: Eukaryota; Metazoa; Arthropoda; Insecta; Diptera; Drosophilidae. The record is from RefSeq and is a predicted model, not a curated record. Gene Ontology annotation, biological process: sensory perception of smell. Gene Ontology annotation, molecular function: odorant binding. The transcript has 2 exons. Bases 20 to 466 code for a protein of 148 amino acids.